This is a messenger RNA of Cryptomeria japonica (Japanese cedar), 957 nucleotides long. Its product is annotated as phytosulfokine receptor 1-like. Bases 1 to 957 code for a protein of 318 amino acids. NCBI's taxonomy places the organism in Eukaryota, Viridiplantae, Streptophyta, Pinopsida, Cupressales, Cupressaceae. Gene Ontology annotation, cellular component: plasma membrane. The transcript is spliced from 3 exons. The record is from RefSeq and is a predicted model, not a curated record. Gene Ontology annotation, molecular function: protein binding.
AUGGAUCCAACUCUUUCCUUGUCCAACUGGGUAAAUGGAAAUAACAUUUGCAACUGGACUGGAAUAACUUGUGAUCGCAGUCAAAGGGUUGUGAGUGUGGUUCUCAAAUACAGGGCAUUGGCUGGUACCUUACCCCCUCACAUAGGAAACAUUCCACCAGAGUUGAGUUCCUUGCAUAGCUUGAAGAAACUUGACAUCUCUUUCAAUAAAUUGAGUGGCAUCAUCGCUCGAGGCUUGGCAAAUUGCACUGCGCUUAAAAGACUAGAUCUUGGCAAUAAUCUUUUAACAGGCACUAUCCCCAGCUCGAUGAGUAACUGCACAAAAUUCCGUGUCUUAUCUCUGUCCUCGAAUGCGCUUGAAGCACCAAUUCCAUCAGAGAUAUUCACAACACCCACCAGGUUACCAUAUUUGUAUCUGGGUUCCUGCAACAAGCUCAACGGUAGCAUCUCCAUGGAGAUUGGCAAAUUAUGGAGGCUGAGAGUGAUUGAAUUUUCUAACUGUAGUCUUACAGGUAGCAUUCCCAUGGCCCUGGCGAACUGUUCGUCUCUGGAGAAGCUGGAUUUAGCUUCCAAUUCCUUGUAUGGCACGGUCCCAGCAGAAUUGUCUUCACUUACCCGACUCCGGGAACUGUGGUUCGGUAAUAAUAGCCUUGGAGGAUCAAUUUAUUUUCUCAUGAACUAUACUGAAUUGGAGAUAUUGGAGCUAGGGGCCAACAAGUUUGAAGGUACAAUUCCAGAGGUGCUUGUACUGACAGACAACGGGUUCGUGGGCUCCAUUCCUUCAGAUAUUGGCCUGAAGCUCCCCAACUUACAAAUUCUUGACGCGGGAAUGAAACAAUUUCGUGGGGGUAUCCCAAAGUCUCUAGGAAAUUGUUCUCGGCUCAGGGAACUUGUUCUCGCAGCGAAUCAGCUAAGUGGUGUGGUGCCUCAAGAAUUGGGGAUGCUUACUGCUCUGUAG